Messenger RNA from Penicillium expansum, 840 nucleotides. RefSeq lists its product as uncharacterized. The record is from RefSeq and is a predicted model, not a curated record. The transcript has a single exon. Bases 1 to 840 code for a protein of 279 amino acids. Lineage: Eukaryota; Fungi; Ascomycota; Eurotiomycetes; Eurotiales; Aspergillaceae.
AUGGGCGCCAGCUCUCCCGAAUACCAUAUUGUCGGAAAACGAGUGGCCGUUGGGCGGUUGCUACUUGGUACAAUUAUCAGCAAUCUGGAUGAGCUUUUCCCGAUCAACAAAGGAGAAGAGCUUUUGAUUGACGACAAGGACCUGGACCACUUCCACGACCGCAAUUCCGAGAUCUCGAGAGAUGCUGCUCUGGCGGGCAAAGCUGGAAUUGCCGCCAAGGCCCUUGCAUUUUAUCCGGCCGGGGGCGAGGCGGGCGUUGACGCCGAGCGCAGCUCAAAGGACAUCUACAGUAUCCCCGAUGUUUAUACCUGGCAGUUUGAUCCAGAGGAGCGCGACUACCUUGAUGCCAUGGAAUCGGAGAAGGUGCAGAAAUUUCUAGUGAUUAAUAGCUACCGCCCAGUAUACAUAAUAACGGGCUUGAAAUUGAGCCCAGGGAUGUCGGUCGACCUCACAAGGGUUAAAAAGACACAAGGGGGCUUAGAGCUUGGAGUCGAAGUCGGGACAGCCGUUUCGAUUGGUCCAAAGUUGGGGUUUUCCAAGGCCAUAAAUGUUGGUCAGAGAGGAGAGGAGCUGACUGAACGAAUUUUCGCAAUCAGAGUGCGAAGACUGAGAUACAAGAAAAUAGGUGGAGUUCUGGGAUUUGGAGGCUCGCGGAAAUUGAUAAAUCAACAACACAAUGAUGGUGCUGAACUAGUUGGAGUUCAUAGACCUAAGCAGAGUCAAGGUCAAAUGCUGGGCCAUAGUUAUGAAGUAACUGAGGAGGAUGAUACGGAAGAUGAGAUAGGAGAGGAUAGAAGGAUUCAUGAGGAAGAGGUCACCUGGGUUGUCCCCAAGUCUUGA